Messenger RNA from Sporothrix brasiliensis 5110, 1170 nucleotides. Its product is annotated as uracil-5-carboxylate decarboxylase. The record is from RefSeq and is a predicted model, not a curated record. The coding region runs from base 1 to 1170 and encodes 389 amino acids. NCBI's taxonomy places the organism in Eukaryota, Fungi, Ascomycota, Sordariomycetes, Ophiostomatales, Ophiostomataceae. Gene Ontology annotation, biological process: secondary metabolic process. The transcript has a single exon. Gene Ontology annotation, molecular function: hydrolase activity; carboxy-lyase activity. Gene Ontology annotation, cellular component: cytoplasm; cytosol.
AUGGCCGCUCGUGCUGGUCGCAAGCUGGUCGUCGACGUCCACACCCAUCUCUACCCGACGGCAUACAUCGACAUGCUCAAGAAGCGCUCCGAAAUUCCCUACGUGCGGCCCUUUCCGCCCACCAACGAGCUCUGUCUGUGUAACCGGCCGCCGCAAAACACCAGCAAGACGGGCGCCGACGCCGUCGAUGCCGCAGCCGCGUCCAAGGUUCCGCCAGGCCGCAUCUUGCACCCGCAUUACUAUGACGUCGACGAGAAGCUCGCGUUCAUGGACCACCACCAGAUCGACAUUUCCGUCCUGUCUCUGGGGAAUCCCUGGCUGGACUUUUUGCCUGCCGACACGGCCGCCGCCGUCGCCGUCGAGAUCAACGACGCCACCAAUGCGAUCUGCUUGCCGCACGCCGACCGCCUCUUCUUUUUCGGCGCGCUCCCUCUGAGCGGCGGCGAGUCUGCCAUCCUCGGCGAGAUUGCCCGCCUCGGCACCCUCCCGCAGGCCCGCGGCGUCGUCAUGGGCACGGGCGGCCUGGGCGACGGCCUCGACGACCCCACGUUGAUUCCGGUGUACCGUGCCUUGGCCGACGCGAGCUUGCCCAUCUUCCUGCACCCCAACUACGGCCUCCCGGGCCCUGUGUGGGGCAGCCGCGGCGGCGACUACGGCCAGGUUCUGCCGCUGGCGCUCGGCUUCACCAUGGAGACCACCAUCGCGCUGACGCUCCUGUUUCUGUCGGGCGCCUUUGACGCCGUGCCCGCGCUCCAGGUGAUUGUCGCCCACAGCGGCGGCUGCCUGCCCUUUCUGGCCGGCCGCGUCGAGGCCUGCAUCGAGCACGACCAGGCGUGGGCGGCCGCGGGCAAGCUGGCGGCGGGCCGCACGACGCUGUGGCACGCGCUGCGCACCAACAUCUACCUCGACGGCGUCGUCUUCGACAAGAUCGGCCUGCGCGCGGCCGUCGAGGCGAGCGGCGUCGACCGCGUCAUGUUUGGCACCGACCACCCCUUUUUCGCGCCGCUCGACAUCCACGCCCAGACCUUCCCGGCCAUGACGCUGAACCGGGACGCCGCGCGCGGUGUGUUUCCCGAGGGCGACGCGGCCGCAGCCAAAGACGCCGACGGCAACGACAGAUACGAUCUGGUGAUGGGCGAGAAUGCAGUGCGUGUCCUCAAGUUGCGGUAG